AUGUAUGACCCAAUACCCCCACCACCCAUGUAUGACCCAAUACCCCCACCACCCAUGUAUGACCCAAUACCCCCACCACCCAUGUAUGACCACAUACCACCGACCAUGUACGACCCACUACCCACUACCCACCACCCACAUGCGACCAACGUGCGACCCACUACCACCACCAAUGUACGAUCCACUACCCACUACCCAUCACCCCCACAACCCACUUGCGACCCAAUACCCCCACCACCCAUGUAUGACCCAAUACCCCCACCACCCAUGUAUGACCCAAUACCCCCACCACCCAUGUAUGACCCAAUACCCCCACCACCAAUGUAUGACCCAAUACCCCCACCACCCAUGCAUGACCCAAUACCCCCACCACCCAUGUAUGACCCAAUACCCCCACAACCCAUGUAUGACCCAAUACCCCCACCACCCAUGUAUGACCCAAUACCCCCACCACCCAUGUAUGACCCAAUACCCCCACAACCCAUGUAUGACCCAAUACCCCCACCACCCAUGUAUGACCCAUCACCCCCACCACCCAUGUAUGACCCAAUACCCCCACCACCCAUGUAUGACCCAAUACCACCACCCAUGUAUGACCCGCCACCCCCAUCACCCAUGUAUGACCCAAUACCCCCACCACCCAUGUAUGACCCACCACCCCCACAACCCAUGUAUGACCCAAUACCCCCACCACCCAUGUAUGACCCAAUACCCCCACCCAUGUAUGACCCACCACCCCCACCACCCAUGUAUGACCUACUACCACCACCCAUGUAUGACCCACUACCACCACCCAUGUAUGACCCGCCACCCCCAUCACCCAUGUACGACCCAAUACCACCCCCACCACCCAUGUAUGACCCACCACCCCCACCACCCAUGUAUGACCCACUACCACCACCCAUGUAUGACCCACUACCACCACCCAUGUAUGACCCGCCACCCCCAUCAACCAUGUACGACCCAAUACCACCCCCACCACCCAUGUACGACCCAAUACCCCCACCACCCAUGUAUGACCCACCACCCAUGUAUGACCCAAUACCCCCACCACCCAUGUAUGACCCACCACCCCCACCACCCAUGUAUGACCCAAUACACCCACCACCCAUGUAUGACCCAAUACCACCACCCAUGUAUGACCCGCCACCCCCAUCACCCAUGCGAAUGUGGAGCCUCAUCUCUGGGUACUACUCUCAAGCUCAAGGCUCCAUGAUUCUCUGUAACCCUAGAUGA
Messenger RNA from Haliotis rufescens (red abalone), 1236 nucleotides. Its product is annotated as extensin-like. The record is from RefSeq and is a predicted model, not a curated record. NCBI's taxonomy places the organism in Eukaryota, Metazoa, Mollusca, Gastropoda, Lepetellida, Haliotidae. The transcript is spliced from 2 exons. Bases 1 to 1236 code for a protein of 411 amino acids.